AUUAUAUGGAGCCGCCGAAAGCCUAAAGCGUGAAGACGGGCCACGCGAUGACAUGCGGGGGUAAAGUGAUGGAAGAGGUCAGCGGGCAGUUCUCAGAGCUGAUUCCAGUGGUGCUGCCUGUGUGGCUAUCAGGCCUUGCCACAUCCACUGCUCACUAAUAUCACCUAUACCGAGUCUGGACCGCCAUGAAGCCAGCCCACGAGCGCAACCAGGAGUGCCUCCCUCCAAAAAAGCGGGACCUUCCAGUCAGCAAUGCCGCCACUUCCACACCCAACAACAACAGUAGCAGCAGUAGCGCAGGAGGCGGUGGCGGUGGAGGAGAGGAAACUCCGUCCUCACAAAGCUCUGGAUCUAGUGGAGAACCUCAGGGUGGUGGAGGGAGUGGUGAGUGGGUGAGGACUCAGCCUAGUCUGCCCUAUGGCGUUGAGGGGGCAGACAGCCUAGCCGGGCUACCAGUGGAUCAGUACAGCAUGCUCUACAAAGUAGCUCUCCCUUCUGUCAGCUACUCUCCAAACAGCCUACACCCUGUGCACAUUUCCCCUGCCUACACGGUUCCAUCCCCACUCCUGCAGCACCCUGGCAUCCCCUACCCUCCUCUCGGGUACACACCGAUCCCUCACUCCUCCUUGCAGUUUGUUAGUUCCCAUUACGCUGCCGCUGUUCCCUACGCGGUACCAUCAGGGUUUGUUCCCAGCCCCUUGAUAUCGCCACAGUCCGCAAUUCCCCAGCCACACCCAGUCUCCCAUCUUGUCCCUUAUCCGUCAGUCAUCCAAGAAGGCAUGGUCUCAUCACCACCCCAGCAGCAGGUGUCUACCCAUGCAUAUGCUAAAGUGGCAGCACCUGGAGGUGUCCCAAUGGUGCUGUCCUCCGAGCAGGCUGCAGCUCAGCAACAGCUCAGCACAGUAGGGAUGUUGCCAGCAGCAGAGCUCAGUCCGAGGGGAAUGCCCGUCUUUUAUCACCCUUCUGGCAGCACCAGGUCUGUCCAACCUCAGAGGGAAGAGCAAGAGAGGGAGGUGAACGGAGGGGAGAGGGAACACGGAGGCAGGGAGCCGCACCAAGACACAGUUUAUGCGGUCAGGAACGCACGGCCACCUCAAGCAGUCCCCGGAGCAGCUGUACUGGAGCCCCAGCAGGACAGGAGCCUGAAGAUCUUCAGGCACGAGGGCAGAGCUUCACCUGGUCAACGUAGCACGCCAGACACGGACCUAGAGGUGCAGCAGGUAGUUGGGCGGUUAGCCUCACCGGUCCAUGGGAGUCGUAGGGAGACCGUGCAUGGCCUGUCCCAGAAUUCACUGAGGAACAGAGAAGUUCAGGGGGAGGGCACGCCUGCAUAUGCCCCACACCCUGCGGUCCAGCAAGAUCCUAGAGCCCCACCUCAUCAGCAACAGACAGUGCAGCCUGGCCACGCUGUGAUCUUGGCAAACGGGCAGCCGGUUCUUGUGCCCCUGGAUUAUCAUCACCAUCAGCAGCAACAGCUGCAUCCGCAGCCUCAGCACUACCCAGGGCAGCCUAAUGAUGCUGCAGCCACUGCAGCCUCUCCGCUGUUGCACCACAAAGCCUCAGAUGCUGCAGCCACGGUGGGCCUGCCGGAGCGGCAGGUGGUGGAACUGCCUACUCAGCAGCCUGCAGCCUGCAGUGUGGUGACCCAGACUCUCCCACCACCACCACCCGUUGCGCCCACCGGCCCCUCACACUUCAUGAAGGGGGCCAUCAUUCAACUGGCUACUGGGGAGCUGAAGCGCGUGGAGGACUUGCAAACCCAGGACUUUGUUCGUAGCGCUGAGAUGAGCGGAGGACUGAAGAUUGACUCGAGCAUGGUGGUAGACAUCCGAGCCAGCCAGCAGCGACCAGGCCUUGUGUCGCUGCACUUCACUGUCGGGGAGCAGCAGAGCAAAGUGACCAUUGACGUGCCCCCGGAACAUCCUUUCUUCGUCUUUGGCCAGGGCUGGUCGUCCUGCAGCCCUGAACGGACAGCCCAGCUCUAUGGCCUCACCUGUCACCAUCUCCAAGUGGGUGACGUUUGCGUGUCCAUCACUCUGCAGCAGCAGCCUGCACCCCAGCAGAAGCCAACACCGCUGUCGCAGCAGCAGCAGCCAAUACAUGCUAGGACUUCCACCAAAGCCAACUCCACAUCAGGGGCCUCCUCCUCACAGCCCAUGGGGCCUCCAGCUCCGCAGCAUAUCAGGCCUCAGAGCCAGUUCAAGAUGGAGCGCAUCCAGAGGGAAAAGGACCGAGAGAGGGCAGAUAAGGAGGAGCCCAUGACAGUUGGGGCUUUGGGACACAGCAACAUUCACCCCAGGCCGAACAGGACUUCGGUGGAGCACACGCGAAGCCAGAGCAGUUACUAUUUGCACACCGAGGGGCAGCACGCCCGGGCUGGGGUGGCAUUGGCUGCCUCUUCGGCGGGGGCAUCCCAGAGGCGCUGGUCUGCCCCCGGCUUCCAAAGAUACACCAUCAAGAGCGAGGAGGGGGGCCGAGCCCCGGCCACCACCCCAGGCUCCUCUCGCCCCUCUUUCAUCCCUCAGGAGGUCAAACUGUCCAUCGAGGGGCGCUCCAAUGCCGGGAAGUAGCAACAGCUGUGGCAAGAGACACAAUAGCGAGAGAUUUUUGGCGGGAGGAAAGUGUCAAAUAAUGGGAAGAUGAGAAAGAAGGAACAGGAGAGAGAAUGUAGCCUCAGAAUGUUUUGAGAUUUUGCACACAUCAGAAGAUUACAUCCCUUUUUCUUUUUUCUUAGUUGUUCCAGGCUUGAGGGAGAGCACUUGGUCUAGUUAGUGCCAGUUCACUGCCAUCAGUAGCGAUGGCGAGACUGAACAUCUGCACUGGCUGCUUUAGCUGGUAAAUCAUCUACCAAAGCCUUCACAGUCUGUGUUCCUAUUUUGCGGAUAAAAUAUUGUUACGUUCGGCAGCGAUCACCUACACAAAGAUGUCUCGCGGCUCUUUGAAUAAAUGUCUAUUGAAAGGUUUGUGGAGUAAGAAUGGGAUGCAGCCAUAGGAUCUUUGCAAUCCUGCCUGUUUUUUA
Pygocentrus nattereri (red-bellied piranha) is the source of this 3019-nucleotide messenger RNA. RefSeq names its product ataxin 1-like (gene atxn1l). Gene Ontology annotation, molecular function: RNA binding; protein binding. Gene Ontology annotation, cellular component: nucleus. The coding region runs from base 186 to 2570 and encodes 794 amino acids. Gene Ontology annotation, biological process: anatomical structure development; regulation of DNA-templated transcription. The record is from RefSeq and is a predicted model, not a curated record. Lineage: Eukaryota; Metazoa; Chordata; Actinopteri; Characiformes; Serrasalmidae. The transcript has 3 exons.